CACCCAACAGGUUUCCAUCUCGUCAGUUUAAACUGCUUUUCAGAUUCCCUUUCAGAUUUGCUUACAACCCACGACCGCUACGAGAUACUUCCAUGCCUUGAGGUUGCGCGAGACUGCUUUGGAGUUGCGCUUUGAUUGGUCCUGCAUCUCUUGACAGCUCGGAUUCCGCACCUGUCGCGGCAUCACGAAGUUUGACAGACAGACAGCAGGUUUAAGGCUGACGACGCCGGCGCCGCUGCCCAGGCCCAAACAAGGAGGAAAAGGAGGCUGUGCUUGCAGCUAACACGACAGAAGAGACACGGCAUCACUUUGCCAUUUCUGCCCGUCGUAUCCUUAUCGAUCUCUCGAGACUUCACCUGUGAUUCACUUGUUUGCGCACCUUUCGCCGUCAAUCAAUGCUUUAACGCCCGCACCUAACUGCCUCGCGACCCCGUUGUCCUGCGCAGCGCUGUCCUCCGCAUGGCCGGCCGCCAGCCUCCCGGAGGCUCAACGAGCUCCCGAAAUAACGAUCUUCUGCUUGACUUGGACAAUGAACAACCCGUCUAUCACUCAGGGCAACGGUCUGCCCUAACCGACGACGACCUCCUCAACUCGUACGCCUACGACCAAGAUGGCGCACAACCGCGCACCUCCGUAUCAUACGACGACUUUGUUGGUUCGGGGCAACCAAGACAAGCCCCCGGACGGCCGCACCCCGCCGGUCCCUCAAGUUCCGCACCGCGGCCCGUGGGGCCCUACGGUUCGGAAAUCGACAGACAGUACAGCCAAACAUCAGACCUAGGGAACUAUCAGAGGUAUGCCGACGACUUCGACGACUACCCGGACGACGCCGGGUCGUACUAUCACCAGGGCAGUGCUGCGGCUGGACCCGCGUCGGCAGCGCGAGGGAAUGCGAGGAAUCGAAAUAGCGUUCUGAGCCUGGGCGGCGGGUUUCUCGGCAGGGUAAAGAAUAGGCUGGGAAUGGGCCAGGGGUAUUCAGAGAUGGACCUGCCGCUGACAGAGCCGGGCGCGGGAGGGCGGACAGCAACGGGAUCCGAGCCGCCUCCUCCAAAAGAGAAAAGGUUCGACAUGGGCAACUUCAAGUUUGGCUUCGGCCGCUCGAAGCCUGAUCCAUCAACGCUUGGUCCCCGGAUUAUACAUCUCAACAACCCUCCCGCAAAUAGCGCCAACAAGUACGUGGACAACCACGUAUCCACGGCAAAAUACAACAUCGCGACCUUCCUCCCCAAAUUCCUCUUCGAGCAGUUUUCGAAAUUCGCAAACAUCUUCUUCUUGUUUACCGCCGGCCUACAGCAGAUUCCGGGGCUUUCCCCCACCAACAGAUACACCACUAUAGGGCCGCUUAUCGUCGUGCUGCUGGUCUCGGCAGGCAAGGAGUUGGUGGAGGACUACCGGCGCAAACAAGCCGACAAGGCCCUCAAUUUGUCAAAGGCCAGGGUUUUGCGAGGCUCUUCUUUCACCGAGACGAAAUGGGUCAACGUGGCUGUGGGGGAUAUCGUCCGGGUAGAGUCCGAAGAGCCUUUCCCUGCCGAUCUGGUGCUGCUUGCUAGCUCGGAACCCGAGGGGCUCUGCUAUAUCGAGACGGCCAAUCUUGAUGGAGAGACCAAUCUCAAGAUCAAGCAGGCUUUGCCCGAGACUUCGUCUAUGGUGAGCCCAAGUGAGCUGAGCCGGUUAGGGGGCAGGCUUCGCUCUGAGCAACCAAACAGCAGCCUGUACACAUACGAGGCCACCCUGACCAUGCAGGCUGGCGGGGGAGAAAAGGAGUUGCCCCUAACACCAGAGCAGCUGCUGCUUCGAGGCGCCACUCUACGCAACACUCCCUGGAUCCACGGCGUUGUCGUCUUCACGGGCCACGAGACCAAGCUGAUGCGGAACGCAACUGCAGCGCCUAUCAAGCGGACAAGGGUCGAAAAGAAGCUCAACAUGCUGGUCUUGGCCCUCGUAGGGAUGCUGCUAGUACUCAGCGUCAUUUCGACCGUCGGUGACCUUGUCAUGCGGAGCGUUUCAGGCGAGUCCAUCAAGUAUCUUCGCCUGGAUAGCAUUGAUGGUGCUUCGUCCGUCGCCCGCAUCUUCAUCAAAGACAUGGUCACAUUCUGGGUGCUCUUCUCGUCACUGGUCCCCAUUUCGCUCUUUGUCACGGUCGAGUUGGUCAAGUACUGGCACGGAAUUCUCAUCAAUGACGACUUGGAUAUCUACUACGACGUUACGGACACACCUGCCAACUGCCGGACUUCCAGCUUGGUAGAGGAACUGGGCAUGGUCGAGUACGUCUUCUCGGACAAGACCGGCACGUUAACUUGCAACCAGAUGGAGUUCAAAGCAAGCUCGAUUGCCGGCCUCAUGUAUGCUGAAACAGUUCCUGAGGACCGCAUUCCGACAAUUGAGGAUGGCGUCGAGGUUGGCAUUCACGAUUUCAAACAGCUGCAGACGAAUCUCAACAGCCACCCGACCGCCCAGGCCAUUGAUCACUUCCUUACGUUGCUGGCAACGUGCCACACCGUGAUUCCGGAACAGGACGAGGAUGGUCGGAUCAAGUAUCAGGCCGCCUCCCCUGACGAGGGAGCCCUGGUCGAAGGCGCCGUGAAGCUCGGCUACAAGUUUGUCGCUCGCAAGCCUCGCGCUGUCAUAAUCGAGGUGAAUGGACAGCAGCUCGAGUACGAGCUGUUGGCCGUCUGCGAGUUCAACUCCACCCGGAAGAGGAUGUCCACCAUCUACCGGUGUCCGGACGGCAAGGUUCGCUGCUACUGCAAGGGCGCCGACACUGUUAUCCUGGAGCGCCUCAACGAGAAUAACCCGCAUGUCGAUAUCACGCUGCGCCAUCUUGAAGAAUAUGCAUCCGAAGGGUUACGGACGCUUUGCCUGGCCAUGCGCGAGAUUCCUGAGCACGAGUUCCAGGAGUGGUUCAAGGUCUACGAGAAGGCGCAAACUACGGUUGGUGGUACCCGCGCCGAGGAGCUCGAUAAGGCUGCCGAGAUCAUCGAGCACGACUUCUUCCUUCUCGGAGCCACCGCUAUCGAGGACCGGCUGCAAGACGGCGUGCCCGAGACCAUCCAUACACUUCAGGAGGCUGGAAUCAAGGUCUGGGUUCUGACUGGCGACAGACAAGAAACAGCCAUCAAUAUCGGUAUGAGCUGUAAGCUCCUCAGUGAGGACAUGAUGCUCCUUAUUGUGAACGAGGAGAACGCAGCCGCGACACGGGACAACAUACAGAAGAAAAUUGAUGCGAUUAAAAACCAGGGCGACGCUACUAUCGAGAUGGAGACCCUCGCGCUUAUUAUUGAUGGAAAGUCGUUGACGUACGCGCUGGAGAAGGAUCUGGAAAAGCUCUUUCUCGAUCUCGCCGUCAUGUGCAAGGCUGUUAUUUGCUGCCGUGUUUCACCCCUACAAAAGGCAAUGGUGGUCAAGCUGGUCAAGAAGUAUCAAAAACAGUCGAUUCUUCUCGCCAUCGGUGACGGAGCAAACGAUGUCUCGAUGAUCCAGGCAGCCCACAUCGGCAUUGGCAUCAGCGGCGUGGAGGGUCUUCAGGCCGCGCGUUCCGCAGAUGUUUCCAUUGCUCAGUUCCGCUUCCUCCGCAAGCUGCUUCUUGUGCACGGUGCGUGGAGCUACCACAGGAUCGCUAAAACCAUUCUCUUCUCCUUUUACAAGAACAUCACGCUCUAUCUCACGCAGUUUUGGUACGUCUUCCAAAACGUCUUCUCAGGCGAAGUGAUAUACGAGUCUUGGACGCUGUCCUUCUACAACGUCUUUUACACCGUCCUGCCGCCCCUGGUGCUCGGUAUCCUCGACCAAUUCGUCUCGGCGCGCCUUUUGGACAGGUACCCACAGCUCUACACACUCGGCCAGCAAAACAAGUUCUUCAGGGGCCGCGUCUUUACCGCAUGGAUCCUCACGGCCAUAUACCACUCCAUCAUUCUCUACGUGGGCGCGUCUCUGUUCUGGAUCUAUGACGGCGUGCAGGGCGACAGCUACCCGGCAGGGAAAUGGCUCUGGGGCACGGCCAUGUACGGGGCGGUGCUGCUGACGGUGCUCGGGAAGGCGUCGCUCGUGACCAACAACUGGACCAAGUACCACGUCAUCGCCAUACCGGGCUCCAUGGCCAUCUGGAUCGUCUUUGUGGCCGUGUACGGCACCGUGGCGCCCAAGCUCAAUUUCUCUACCGAGUACUUUGGCGUCGUCCCUCGCAUGUUCUCGAGCCCCCAGUUCUGGCUUCAGAUGCCAACCCUCGCCAUCCUCUGCUUGGCCAGGGACUUUGCGUGGAAGUUUAGCAAGCGGCUGUGGAGGCCCGAGGCGUACCACCAUGUGCAGGAGAUUCAGAAGUAUAACAUUCAGGAUUACAGGCCUCGCAUGGAACAAUUCCAAAAGGCGAUCCGCAAGGUCAGGCAGGUGCAGCGCAUGCGCAAGCAGCGCGGAUACGCCUUCUCGCAGGCCGACGAGUCCCAGACGAGAGUCCUCCAGGCCUACGACACGACGCAGCAUCGGGGGCGGUACGGCGAGAUGGCGAGUUCGAGGCCGCAUUGAUUGUUGGUAUCGUUCUUGGGGGUGUGAGGUUAUCUUCUUCUCAGUAUCGCGUUGAUUUACUCUUCGAUGUCUUUAAUGAAUGAUUGCUGAGUGAUUUGGGGCGGGGGGUGCGAUGGAUAUAAAGGGGUUUGUAUGUAUGGAUGGCAUGAAGUCUACGCCGGGGUAGAUGGAAAAAGGGGGUGUUGUGUUACUGUACAAAAACUUGAUGCUCUCGCUCUGCUGUUGUUCGUCAGCUGUGGCUGGGCGUAUAUCCAUACUCAUUUUACCCCUUACUUGCUGUGCGGCUUCGAUGUGUAUGCAGUUAGGGAUCGCGAGUGUCUUUGUACGAUAUGUACAGUACAAUACAAUGCAAUAUACAGUGCCGUCGUU
Molecule: messenger RNA, 4887 nt
Organism: Canariomyces notabilis
Lineage: Eukaryota; Fungi; Ascomycota; Sordariomycetes; Sordariales; Chaetomiaceae
Product: phospholipid-translocating P-type ATPase
Exons: 3
Coding region: 460-4518 (1352 amino acids)
Biological process (GO): endocytic recycling; post-Golgi vesicle-mediated transport; phospholipid translocation
Cellular component (GO): plasma membrane
Molecular function (GO): ATPase-coupled intramembrane lipid carrier activity; ATP hydrolysis activity; magnesium ion binding
Source: RefSeq, a predicted model, not a curated record